AUGUCCGAAUUCGCAAAUAUAGAGAAUCAAAUUGCCGAAUUUUGGCGCUUAGAGGAGGUAAAGAAUUGCAACGUAUACACAUUAGAGGAAAAAAGGUGUAAACAACAGUUCGAGUUAAAUGUAAAGCGUGGUGAAGACGGGCGUUUUACAGUAGGUCUACCUUUUCGUGACAAUGCUCCUAAAUUAGGAAAAUCGUAUGACGUAGCCAUUCGCAGAAUGUUAUCAUUAGAACGACGAUUUCAAACCGAUACCAAGCUCAAGGAAGAAUAUAGCAAAUUUAUGAAAGAGUACUCCGAACUUGGACACAUGGAAAUUACGCAAAACACGAUUCCAGAUGGUAAAGGUUAUUAUUUACCGCACCAUGCAGUUCGCAACGAAAGCAGUACCAGUACUAAACUGCGCGUGGUUUUCGAUGCGUCGGCGAGAACAAGUACCAACGAAAGUCUAAAUGAUGUGCUUCUAAAGGGACCUACCGUACAAGAGGAUUUGGUCUCUAUAAUGACGCGAUUUCGUAUACACAAAUACGUAUUCACAGCUGAUAUAAAAAAAAUGUACCAGCAGAUUUGGGUGUCGGAAAGCCAACGUGAUUUCCAGCGCAUUUUGUGGCGUGAAGACCCGAGCCAGCCACUAAAUGUAUAUCGACUAAAAACUGUUACGUAUGGCAUAGUCACCGCUUCAUACCUGGCAACGGCCUGUUUACAAAAAUUAUCCGAACAAGAGUCGUCAAAAUUUCCCGAAGCCUGUCAGGCCCUAAGUUGUGAUUUCUAUGUAGACGAUUUUCUCGGCGGAGCUAUGUCAAAACAGUCUGCAUUAAGAUUACGCGAUGACCUAAUAACGAUUUUGAGGGGCGCUGGUCUAGAGCUGUGCAAAUGGUCGAGCAACGAUCCCGACUUGUUGCUUGGUGUUGAAGCAGUACCAAGUGCCAACAAUGGCUUAGAUUUGCAGUAUACGGAAAAUGUUACAAAAAUUUUGGGACUUUAUUGGAAUAAAGACAUUGAUGCAUAUCAAUACAAAGUGUUAAUGUACAACAACAAAACGCGACCAACAAAACGCGCGAUAUUGUCCGAGAUCGCCGCAAUUUUCGAUCCGCUUGGUUUAAUAAGCCCCGUAAUAAUUUGUUUUAAAAUCAUAAUGCAAAAAAUAUGGCAAACGCGGGUAGAUUGGGAUGCAACGUUACCAACAGAAAUUGAAGGCGAGUGGCGCAAGUGCCGUGCAAAUUUAAUACAUUUAAACACGUUAAAAAUUACGCGUUCGCUCGUAGUUGAUGGUGACAUUGCGGAUAUACAAUUACAUGGGUUCGCGGACGCAUCACUUACAGCAUAUGGCGCUUGUCUAUAUCUCCGCGUAAAAAACUAUAAUGGUGAGGUCAUAGCUAAUUUAAUUUGCUCGAAAUCACGUGUCGCACCAUUAAAAACAAUUUCAUUGCCACGUCUAGAGCUAUUAGCCGCCGUCCUACUAGUGCGGCUGGCGGCCAAGUACGCGACGAGUUUAUCUAUACCAAUUGAACACAAAUAUUUUUGGUCUGACUCUACCGUCGUUUUAUCUUGGAUAUCGUCGGAAUCGGCAAGAUGGAAAACAUUUGUUGCACACCGCAUUGGCGAAAUACAUGAAACUACUUCGAUUUCGCAGUGGCACCACGUCAGCACCAAGGAUAACCCGGCAGAUAUAGUUUCGCGCGGCUAUUGUCCUACAAAAAUCGGUGAAUCAAAUUUGUGGUGGAGGGGACCUAUGUGGUUGCACAAAGAUGUUUCUGAUUGGCCGAAAGAAAAUAAUAUCUAUAGUAGAGCGGACGAAGUUUUAUUAGAAGCGCGAACGGUAUCUCACGUAAUUACAGACAGGUACGAUUUGUCGAUCAUAGAAAGAUACUCAUCUCUAACGAAACUAAUACGCGUUACUGCAUUUUGCCUACGAUUUAUUAAUAAUGCGUCGAAGAAAGAAAAUUAA
This is a messenger RNA of Acyrthosiphon pisum (pea aphid), 1944 nucleotides long. RefSeq lists its product as uncharacterized. The coding region runs from base 1 to 1944 and encodes 647 amino acids. NCBI's taxonomy places the organism in Eukaryota, Metazoa, Arthropoda, Insecta, Hemiptera, Aphididae. The transcript has a single exon. The record is from RefSeq and is a predicted model, not a curated record.